AUGAACAAAGUUAGAGUUAAAAUUAAGAAGUCUAAAUUUCUAAAACAACAUAUCAAUAAGAACAUCGAGAGUUUCCAAAAGGGAUUAUUUGACACACCACGGAAAGGGACCAGCCUUAGACCUAGUGUUGAUGAAUGGGCAGAAGCAGCUGCUCUCUCAAGCAGCAGACAUCAUGGAGAAUCCUUGGGGAAAAAAAUGAGGAGCCUGGCUCAUCUCUUUGAUAGUUUGGGCAUGACCUACAGAAGAGAUGUUAAACUUUACACCUCAGGACACUUAAAUCAUAGCAAGCUUUGUAAGACUUCAGAGAAAAUAAAACAGGGAUGAUUGUACUCUGCCAGGAAACAAACUAGUUUCGUGACAGAAAGAAAUCAAUCCCCAGCCGAAAAUGAGAGAGCAAGGAAGAUGAAAAGAUUUUCAGGUAACUUUUGUUCUAGCAUCCCUCUGCUUCCAGCACAAGGUGAAUUUUCCUGCCCUAAUAACAGACGUCCCCAGUCACCUGUGACCAGCAUUGGUAUCUCAGCAGAUUUUUCUACUCUGCUGGAAAUGUUAAAGUUUAAAGCUCUUAAAAAGAGUAGAGAGGGAACUGACAGCCUCCAUAUGUGUCUCAAAAGAGCUGAGUUAGAUGUGUCAGAGAUUUUGGUGCUGAAAAACAAACAAGUUAAGAACAGACAACAGUGUGUUAUGGAGCAUGCCAAGGAUGAGUAUCAGUUCAUUCUUUCAGACUUGGAUGGUGUAACUAAAAGUGAAUAUUUUAACAAGUUUCUGUAUUUCCAGAAGGAGUUCAUAGCAAGGCAUGACCUGUUACAGAAUGAUUUCAGAGGGACCAAAGCAUCAGAGAAGCAUGAAAGAAAGCUGGCUAAGGAGCUCCAGAGAAUAUAUAGCUGUGAUCCCCUCCAUUACAAGUGAUGACAGGUUGUCAAGGAAGUAUUUGAAGACAUAUGCUACAGUUCUCUGAUAUUUGUUGAUAUUCAAAAGAAAUUAAGAUAG
Molecule: messenger RNA, 987 nt
Organism: Columba livia (rock pigeon)
Lineage: Eukaryota; Metazoa; Chordata; Aves; Columbiformes; Columbidae
Gene: C3H6orf118
Product: chromosome 3 C6orf118 homolog
Source: RefSeq, a predicted model, not a curated record